This is a messenger RNA of Cuscuta campestris, 1935 nucleotides long. Lineage: Eukaryota; Viridiplantae; Streptophyta; Magnoliopsida; Solanales; Convolvulaceae. The record is from the annotation of a GenBank genome assembly.
AAUACUUCCUCCGUCCCACUGUCUUUGUCCACUUACCUUUUGGCACACCAUCCAAUGCACUUCUUUAAUCCAUUUUAUCUUGUAAUUUGUAUAUUAAAAAAUUAUACAAAUUAUAUAUUAAUAAUCUAUAUGUUAAGACGAAUCAAACAAGAUCACACAUGACUAUUUUUAGGCUUACACGUUGAGAGAAUUUGAUGAGUCAAAGUUUGGAAGAAGAAGAAGAAGAGAAAUUAAAUGAGUGGAGCAAGAAUUGUGUCGGGAUUGAUUAGAGAGAGCUUUUGCAGGAAGCUUAAACCAAAUGGAUUUUUACCCAGAAACUAUUACUGCACUUCUUCUUCUGCCAAUCUUCCCCCUCCUCCGCCUCCCCGGUUUCCUCAUUCCUCCAAAAAGGGAAGGUUAUUUACUGGAGCUACCAUUGGUUUGCUGAUAGCAGGAGGAGCUUAUGCUAGUACGGUGGAUGAAGAAACAUUCUGUGGCUGGUUAUUCUCAGCAACAAAACUUGUAAAUCCAUUUUUUGCACUUCUGGAUCCAGAAGUAGCCCACAGAUUGGCUGUUUCAGCUGCUGCUCGUGGGUGGGUUCCAAUUGAGAAAAGAGCGGAUCCUACUGAAUUAGGCCUUGAAGUUUGGGGGAGAAGGUUCUCAAAUCCUAUAGGCCUUGCAGCUGGUUUUGACAAGAAUGCUGAGGCUGUUGAAGGUUUACUCGGAUUAGGCUUUGGCUUUGUGGAGGUUGGCUCGGUAACACCCAUUCCCCAGGAAGGCAACCCAAAGCCUCGUAUCUUCAGACUGAGAGAGGAAGGUGCUAUAAUUAAUAGGUGUGGCUUCAAUAGUGAAGGAAUUGUAGCUGUAGCCAAGCGGUUAGGUGCUCAACAUGGUAAGAGAAAGAUGGAAACUUCUAGUACUUUGGCUCCAGCAGGGGAUGAAAUUGUGCUGGGAGGGAAAGCUGGUCCUGGAAUUCUGGGGGUUAAUCUGGGAAAGAAUAAGACGACAGAAGAUGCUGCUGCAGAUUACGUGCAAGGAGUUCAUACAUUAUCCCAGUUUGCUGACUAUCUGGUGGUUAACAUCUCCUCACCAAAUACUCCUGGAUUACGCCAACUUCAGGGAAGAAAACAGUUAAAAGACCUUGUGAAGAAGGUACAAGCAGCACGAGAUGAAAUGCAGUGGGGUGAAGAAGGCCCACCUCCUUUGCUUGUUAAAAUUGCUCCAGACUUGUCCAAGCAAGAUCUAGAAGAUAUUGCAGCAGUUGCUAUUGCUCUACGGGUGGAUGGUUUGAUUAUAUCGAAUACAACCAUUCAAAGACCUGAAACUGUCAAAACGAACCCCAUGGCUCAAGAAUCUGGUGGCUUGAGUGGAAAGCCGCUUUACGAGCUAUCUACAAAUGUUCUCAAGGAGAUGUAUAUUCUAACAAAGGGAAGGAUUCCUUUAAUUGGAUGUGGCGGUAUUAGCAGCGGGGAAGAUGCAUACAAGAAAAUACGAGCUGGUGCCACUCUUGUGCAGCUCUAUACAGCCUUUGCAUACGGAGGCCCUGCUCUUAUACCCAAGAUAAAGGCUGAUCUUACCAAGUGUUUAGAAAGGGAUGGUUAUAAGACAAUCUAUGAGGCAAUUGGAGCAGAUUGUCGUCGAUAGUUUCAAGUGAUACAUAUUGCUCCAAACAACAGUGCAAUAAAAACAUAGUUUCUCAUCCAAGCAAGAGUGAUGAAAAAAACUUCUACCCGGAUUUUCUUGGCCGGCAUUUGUGAUUUUAGUUGAUAUACUAGUAUUUUCUUGAGGUUUUGAAGAGCAUCAUUUUUGAGUGGCUAUCCUAGCACAAAUGGAAAAUUUGCAGAAGUUUAUAAUUUAUCAGAGAGAAUUGCUGCUUUUUUGAAUACUAUAUAGUGAAAUCCAAUUCUGAGUAGAAAUGCUGAGUUAUGAUUGAGCUGAGUUAUGAUGAUUCCUUUG